GCUAUCCGAUGUAUGCAGUGGCUUAUUUACCAACUACAUUAACAAGAGCUAAAGACGAUUCCUGGUUAAUACCUCACCUAUCCCUUCCGCUCAGCUGAUUUAUGGCCUCCGAAAGCACAGGUUUUAGCAGUCCCCUCUCUCAGUCCGAAUCUACAAACUCUUCUCGUGGAUCUGACUCCAUUUCGCCAACCAGACGGCGAUCGUACACGCUCGCUGAUCCCGCCGUCAAAUCCACAUCAUGCUAUACCAACAGGCGUUAUCGUAAUAACGCGGCUGUACAGCGUUUCCGUAAUCGAAGCAAAAACAAAGCGCAGGAUAUUGAGGAGGAAAUUGCGCGAUACAAUUAUCUCACAAAGCUGUUUAAGCAAGAGCAGACUCGGAUGGAGGCAGUUAGGCAGGCUAUGGAAACUCUGAUUCGACUGCAUGUCCGCGGCGAAGACGUGACUGCGGAUACUUACAGCUUGAUCAACAGUGAAGUGAUUGCCCGUAAUGCUUUUCGAGACAGCAUUUCUGACAAGUUGAGCGACGAUGAAUCACUCGUCACGAAUUGACCCAUUGGAGACCAGGUUGGACUGGCUGUUGGAUUGGGCUGGACUUUGGUGUGCUGCUGCAGAUCGUUGUCCUUUCGCGACUUACGUUACUCUGCGCUUGCAUACAACUUUAUCCUUUCAAUUGGGCAUUCCGUUGUGUUC
Dicrocoelium dendriticum is the source of this 692-nucleotide messenger RNA. NCBI's taxonomy places the organism in Eukaryota, Metazoa, Platyhelminthes, Trematoda, Plagiorchiida, Dicrocoeliidae. The record is from the annotation of a GenBank genome assembly.